Messenger RNA from Phytophthora nicotianae INRA-310, 510 nucleotides. RefSeq lists its product as hypothetical. The record is from RefSeq and is a predicted model, not a curated record. The transcript has a single exon. NCBI's taxonomy places the organism in Eukaryota, Oomycota, Peronosporomycetes, Peronosporales, Peronosporaceae. The coding region runs from base 1 to 510 and encodes 169 amino acids.
AUGAUCAGGCUUAGUGUCUUACUCGCAGCAGCUGGGAUCACACUUAAUCAUGUCGACGCGGUAUUUCUUCGUCAACACGAAUCAGUUCGCGACUUGAGCACGUUGGAAACCAGCGAAAGCGGUUCGACUGAUGCGUUGGAUUCUUUUAGCGACCGCUUCCUGGCCAGUAUCGACAGCUCGAGUGGUUUUGGCGACAGUGAUGAUUCAGGUGAAGGUGUAUCAGUGGAUCGGCUUUUGGUCCAAGACGUGAUCAGCUCAGACUUAACGGAUGAAAGUGAAGACGGAUCUACAUUCCUGGGUAGACCCACCGUGCGGAAGAGUCUCGAUUCAAGCGAGGAAGUUGACAAUGAAUCAAACGACGACGUCACAGCCUCAGAAGACAGCGAAGAUGAUAGUGAGGACAACGUGGACACUCCUUACCAGCCGGGCACCAUCAAACCUGCUCCAAUCGACAUCUCGGCGUCGGCAAGCCAGGGAUUUGACAAGUCUAGCUUGUCCUGGUGGAAAUAA